AUGUUUAUCAGAGGCGAUGUUCCCGCUGGGGAGAAUGUUUCACACCAAGGGCAAGGUGUCUGGGGUGCAUCGCAAACUCCAGCCUUUGCGUUUGACCUCGCAAACCCGAACCUGCUUCUAAAGCAGAAUCUGCACAACCUCUACCUCGCAUCGGGAAAACAAGCUGCGUUUCGUAGCGGACCACAGAACAUGGCCACCAGCGGCGGCGGCAACAACAACCAGGCCCAUGGUAAUUUGAACAUGAAGGAAAAGAGAACCGAGUCUCAGAAGUACCAUCUUCAAGCCAACGACUUUGACCAGUCCAUGGUGUGGUCUCAGAACAUGGAAGACCCCAACGAUGCCUUUCGCGGGCCCACUGGCAGUGCCCAUGGCCAACCUGCUCCUGGCAACGGCUUCAGCCUGGGCCUGGCAGGUCAGAACUCAAACAAUGUCUCGCCUUCGUCAUCGGGUAACAACAACCAUCGCCAUAUCCGUGGCAAUGCCCGUGCCCGCCGCCCUAAUAAUGUGAGCCCCAGCACUGGCGGUUUGAAGACAGAGCCCAACACCGCCAACAUCACCAACACCAAAGACAUCGCAUGGAAUGUGCCCUCAAGCGCAAUCAAUCCAAAUGUCAACGUCAACGCCCUCAAUCAGACGUUUGCCCCGCCACCCAUCACCGUCCGAGCCUUACAGCAAUGGCCUGGGCAUGCACCAGUCCCAAACAAUGAGUACAUGCAGCACGGGUAUAGCCUCCAUGAUGGCCUGCCUGUCUUCCAAAACAACCAAGGCUUCCCCCAGUCCUUCGAUCUUGGCCCUGCCAUCGGCGGCGUGCCCAACCUCGACAGCUCCUCGUCGUCCAGCUGUCGCGUCAACGGCAGCUCGCCCAACACCGUGUUUGGCAGCUUCUCGUCCUCAAUCGGCCCUGCCGACAUGGACAUGGACAUGGACAUGAGAGAGGAGUACUUCCACAGCCCCUCCGUCUUCCCGUCUGAGGUGCCGCUGUGCCACAGCACGGGGUCCAUACCACAGGCAUACCUCUCCGGCUCGCCCGCGCACGACUUCCCCGCCAAUACACGUGGUGUCUUCCCUGAGGCCGAGACAGUCUCGCCCGACAUGCUGCACUUCAACCCGUCGGCGCCCGUCUUCCCUAGCUCUUCCUCGUCCGAGUCACUGUCCCACCCCUUCCGCAUUGACAGCGACUCUGAGGUCCCGUCGUCUGUUGGCACCGUGCCUCAAAAGGACAUCUUGCCGUCUUCUGUGUGGCAGGCAAGGCGUGAGGCAAACAACAAGGUGAACACAGCCGACCGCAAGCAACUGCCUGACAAGGCGCCCCGCCCGAAGCACGGUGCUUCUUCUACGGGCAACAGCAGCGGAUCCAAGCGUCGACAUGGAGGCGACGCCACUGGUGACAAGUCAUCGGCGCCCAGCUCCAAGAAGACGAAGUCAAAGGCCAAAGCAACGUCGCAGUCCUCACACUCGUCUCAUCACUCCGACCGCACGCAGCAGGUAGGUGGAUGCGAUGACAGCGGUAGCGGCAGUAGCAACAGCAGCAGCAGCGGAGCCGGCCACAAGACGCUGUCGUCUUCUUCUUCCAAGGCCAUCGCCAGUACGACUGGUGCUAGCCCCAGCGCUGCCGCCAUGGUGUCGUCUGCCACCAUGAACCCCCGAUCCGAGAAGGAUGAGUACCUGGUGCGAUCCAAGCGGGCCGGCAUGACAUACAAGGAGAUCCGCAAGCAGGGCGGCUUCACCGAGGCAGAGUCCACGCUGCGGGGACGCUUCCGCACCCUGACCAAGCCCAAGGAGGCGAGGGUCCGCAAGCCUGAGUUCCAGGAGAUCGAUGAUAAGCUCCUGAAGCGCGCCGUGAUCAAGCUCACCAAGGACGUCGACGAGAUCACCCGCGAUAACGUGCCGUGGAAGCUCGUGUCCGAGUACAUGGCCAGCCACGGCGGCUCGUACCACUUUGGCUACACCACCGUGCGCAAGAGGUGGGAGUACCUGAUGGCCACCAGCGAGGAGGAGGUCAAGCAGGACAGGCUGGCUCACAAGUUCCAGCAGUAG
Molecule: messenger RNA, 2037 nt
Organism: Diaporthe batatas
Lineage: Eukaryota; Fungi; Ascomycota; Sordariomycetes; Diaporthales; Diaporthaceae
Exons: 3
Coding region: 1-2037 (678 amino acids)
Source: RefSeq, a predicted model, not a curated record